AUGGAAGAAGAGCAAUGUUUACAUGAGUGUGAAAACUAUAUUCAGAGUCACAAUAUUUCUUCAUUGUUGAAAGAUUGUAUAGUGCAAUUAUGUGUAAAUAAGCCAGAAAAUCCUGUGUCUUUUUUAAGACAAUAUCUCCAAAAACUAGAACGCGAACAAGCAAAGGCUGCUCAAGCUGCAGCAGCUGCAUCAGAGGGCGAAGCGGAUGGAGAACUCUCUCCACUGCCUGUGCCUGGGGGACAGCCACCACGCAGACGUGGUGGUAUUAGUGCUGAACCUGUAACAGAGGAAGAUGCUACCAGCUAUGUUAAAAAGGUGGUGCCAAAAGAUUAUAAGACUAUGGGUGCUCUUUCGCGAGCUAUAGCUUCAAAUGUACUCUUUACUCAUUUGGAUGAAUCUGAGAGAGCAGAUAUGUUCGAUGCUAUGUUUCCAGUACAGUGUCUUCCUGGUGAAACUGUCAUAAGGCAAGGAGAUGAAGGAGAUAACUUUUACAUAAUAGAUUCAGGAGAUGUAGAAGUUUUAGUAAACGGUGAACCUGUUACAACUAUUGGAGAAGGAGGCAGUUUUGGUGAACUGGCUCUAAUAUACGGCACACCUAGGGCAGCGACAGUGCGCGCAAGAACUCCUUUAAAGCUAUGGGGCUUGGAUCGUGACUCUUACCGUCGUAUACUUAUGGGAUCCACUAUAAGAAAACGACGCAUGUACGAUGAAUUCUUAUCACGCGUCUCAAUUUUAGAAAGUUUAGAAAAAUGGGAACGACUAACAGUUGCAGAUGCCUUAGAACCUGUAUCCUUUACUGACGGCGAGAUCAUAGUCAGACAAGGAGAACCUGGCAAUGACUUUUACAUCAUUGUUGAAGGAACUGCAGUGGUGCUACAACAAAGGAGUGGUCAGGGAGAAGGUUCGGCAGUAGAAGUAGGUCGACUGGGACCUUCUGAUUACUUUGGAGAAAUUGCAUUAUUAUUGGACAGACCACGUGCGGCUACCGUACGAGCUGCAGGAUCUCUUAAAUGUGUCAAGCUGGAUCGUGCCAGGUUCGAAAGAGUACUGGGCUUAUGUGCUGACAUCUUGAAACGUAAUAUUGCACAGUACAAUAGCUUCGUUUCGUUAUCUGUAUAA
Messenger RNA from Spodoptera littoralis (African cotton leafworm), 1119 nucleotides. Lineage: Eukaryota; Metazoa; Arthropoda; Insecta; Lepidoptera; Noctuidae. The record is from the annotation of a GenBank genome assembly.